Molecule: messenger RNA, 4057 nt
Organism: Danio rerio (zebrafish)
Lineage: Eukaryota; Metazoa; Chordata; Actinopteri; Cypriniformes; Danionidae
Source: RefSeq, a predicted model, not a curated record
ACCGCGGCAACUGUUGCGUAAACAAAUAGACAGGGAAGGGAACACUUCUGGAGAAACCACUGACGAUACUCUCUUGUAUUUUAAUUUAACGACUCAAUAUAUGUGUUAUUUUCACCGAUAUUUCCUAGGAGAUCUUUCUAAUUUCAUUCGUGAUGGAUGGGGACGCUGAUGAAAUAAAGGAGCAUCUGAGGCUUCAGUUUCAAACUCUGCAAGAGCAACAAGUGCAGCGCAUCCAGAGGAGGCAGGAGAUGAAAAAGACAGAUGGGGAAAAACAGACAGACGCCAUCGCUCUUCCUCUCAGCAGCAGUCUGGACGAUAUCCACUUCACAGAAGAGGACGAUAAAGUGAUGGAUCUGUUCAAUGCAAGAAUGAUCCAGAAUGAGAAUGAGCAGCUGCUCGAUCAUGUGCGGGAGCUGAGAGAUGAGAACGGCAGACUUCAUAAACUGCUGAGUGAGAAAGACUUUGAGAUAAAACACCUGAAGAAGAAGAGAGAAGAGGACAGGUUGGCUCUAGCAGGUACUGCUGGUCUGGCAGGAGAUGCGGCUGCAACCAAAAUUGUGGAGCUGUCAAAAAAGACUCGAGAUUUAGCUUCUGAAGUAGAACGAGAGAAAACCAAAACCAAACAAGCCAACAAUCGAGUUCGAGAACUGGAGAAAGAGCUUCAGGCCAUGUUGUUACUAAAUCCCGGAAAGACGACAAACAAGAAGCAAGCUUCAAAGAUUGUGGAUGACCAUCCUGAAAACAACCCAGUAGUCAAAUCACUACAGGAGAAACUAUCUGUAGCCCAGCUCAAAAUGGCUGAAUACCGCAACCAGAUCCAGACAUUCAAACAAGAAUUAAAAAUUGCUCACAAGGUGUUGAGCUGCGAGGUCGGUGAGGACGUCAGUAUUCAGCAGAUUCUGUGUAACCCAGGAGGCUGGAGAGGGCGAUCGCAGCAGAUCCUCGCCCUGCAGAACCGAGUGCGAGACCUGGAACAGCAGCUGAGCCAAUCGUCUCACAGAAAACCGCUGAAUGAGUUUGGUCUUGAGGAUGAGAUGAUGAGAACUGGAGGUCCAAUGAAGACACAAGACAGAAAUCUGAGCCACAUCCGGCACAUAGAGAAGGAGAAGAAGGAGACGCUGGAGAAGCUCACUGUGGAGUAUGAAGUUCUGCUUGAAGAGCACACGGACGUGAAGAAGAAGCUGGAGGGCUCCAAAGCCAGGAAUAAAGUGCUGAGCACAGAAAUCAAAGCCCUGAAGAGUCAGAUCGGCACUCUACUGGAUAAAGGCAAACACGAUGAUGAGCUGGUCGAUGCCUUACUGAAGCAGCAGACGCAGUGGCAGGUCAUGCUGGGUCGGUUGAGUCUGAAAGGGUCUCAGCGUGAGGAGAGUCAGCAGGGCCUGGAGACUCAUCUGCACAGCGAGGUCCAGCAGCACUCGUCCCUCAUCCAGCAGCUCAAACUCAUGGUGGCAGAGAAGGAGAACAAGGUCAAAGAGCUGGAGCAGGAGAUCCGGCAGCUCGCCCUCACGAAGCAAUCAGAGAGCAAGAGUCUACAAAACAGCAGGUCUUUGACAUCACAACAGGAGAAGAGUAGAGAAGCAAACCCUGCCAGAGAUGCACUAGUGGCCUGUCCAGAGUGUGCUGUUAAAGUCCCCUCGCUCCAGGCGCAGUGUGCAGAGUAUAAAACCCUUUACCAAAGCGCAAGUGUGGAGAGAGACAGACUGCUGGAGCUGACCAAAGUGCAGCACGCCAGGGAAGAGGAGGCCAAGCGUCAGUGUGCAGAAGCGGAGCAGAAACUGCGUCAGGAAUGGCAGCGUUCAGUCUCACUGGAGCAGCAGCUGGAGAAAGCCAAACUGGACGCCAAAAAAGAAGCAAGCCUGCAAACAUCUCAUCGCAGCAGAACGGGAAGCUCAGGCAGUAUUCUGAGUCUCCCGGAGAGACUGGAGGGAUUGUCUCCCAGAAGCCCCUCUGAUAUUAGCCGUGACGCUCAGCUUAGUGAACUCAAAGCACAGCUGGCACUGCAGCUCGAAGAAAACGAAACCUUGAGAACGACUCUAAGGAACACCUUGAAGGAAAAGAAAGAAGUCUUGCAGUUCUACAAGGACAUGAUGACCGAAGCCAAACAGGGCUUCCAGCAGGCCCGCAGAAAGCAGGAGCAGGGGAGUCCGGGAUGAAGACCACUCUUUACAGGCAAACAGAGAUCAGUCAAGGACAAAACCGCUGCUAACAGAUGCUGCCAUGUGUGCUGCACACACACACUCACAUAAAUACACAAAAGUACUGUAGUAACAUUUAUAUUUUUGUGAGUGUUGAACGUCUCUUAUCUGAAAUCUAAUUUCAAACACAAGUUCGUUUUAUUCCUUCAAUGUAAACAAGGCAUAUCCCCCCCCCCCCCCCCCCCAUCAUUUCCAAUCCUGCAUGAUAUUUUUGUCUUGUGGUACUUGCAGCCGUAACAGCCUUCGGGCCUGCCAGUGUCCCUCCGGGUUCUGGGAAGAUGAAAUAGUGCGCUGUUUCAGGAGCAACACACUGCUUCAGCCACAGGUUUAAAUUAAGCGUGCUGGAGCCUCAAAACCCCCUCCGGCCACAUAGGAAAGAGAAUAACUCAUGUAUGGCAGCAUGAAUGCGGACGCUGAUACGGUCAGUGUAAACAAGACCAGACACACGCUAAAGUGAGAGUCUUCACACACACACACAUGCGUAUGCAGUUGUGGACAAAGUGUUUCACACCUGGGGAGCUUACUUUGGUUUAGCUUUUCAUUUUGGUUUCGCACCACGACGCACACAAAUCAAAUAUUAAUGAGCAAAUGUGCGUCAGAAAAAGAAGGCAGGGAACUUUGUUUCCACUUUAGAGUGCCAAAAGGGGAGAGAGAGAGAAAAUAUGUUGGUUUAUCUUUAUAAUUUCUUAAAAACAUUCCGACAGGAUCUUAUUAUUGGUUCUCCAACAAAAAGUAUAGCGCUGAUGAAACACAAUCGUCUUUUCCUUCAUCUCUCAUGACCUCACAAUAUCAGAUGUAUUGAAGAGAGCGAGUUGAAGUGUUAUGAAACAAGCUGUGUGUUUGUAUAUUUUUGGUGGGCACUAAAACCUGAAUGCACACAGACUCAUGGGGACUAAAAUUGAGGUCCCCAAGGGUAAACAUGCUUAUAAAUCACACAGAAUUAUGUUUUUUGUAUAUUGUAAAUAGGCAGAUUGUUUCCUGUGAAGCUUGGUUUAGGAGUAGGUCAAAGAACAGUGUGUGUGUGUGUGUACUGGUUUUAAUGGUUUACAGAUACAAAGAUAUGUAUAAUGACUUGUGUAUGGCCUAAUACAGUGGUUUAUGGGGACAUGCCUUGUGUCCUCAUAAUUCAAAUCACUUCAGGUAGACUUUUGACGUUAAAAUUUGCGACAAGUUUUGACAAGUUUCAGGGUAGGAUUAGGGUAAGGCCAUAUUUAUGCAUUUUUUAACAGUAUAAUAUACAUUAUACCUAUGGAGAGUCCCCGUAAACCACCAAAAUCAAAGUGUGUGUGUGCACUGUAAACAAAUCUUACUGCCUUAAAUUGUUUAGUUGAAUCAGAUGAAUUUUUCUAGUCAUCUCAACCUACAAUAUUAAAGCUGAAUAAAAUAUUAAUUAAACCUUAACAUAAAUAACAAUUAAUCUAUUCAAAUAGGUUAAUAAAAUAAAAAUUAAAUUUCCUAAAAACAUUCAGACAGGAUCUCAUUAUUGGUUCUUCAACAAAAAGUGUAGAACCGAUGAAACACAAAGUCUUUUUCUCUCAUGACCGGACAUUGUCAGAUGUAUUUGUACUUGUUGUACCAGUAGGCACUAAAACCUGAAUGCACACAAACUUAUGAGGACUAAAAUUGAGGUCAACACGCUUAUAAAUCACACAGAAAUAUAAUUUUUUGAUAUUGUAAAUAUGCAGAUUGUUUCCUGUGAAGCUCGGUUUAGGAGUAGGACGAAGAAGUGUGUGUGUGUGUGUGUGUACUGGUUUUAAUGGUUUACAGGUACAAAGAUAUGCAUAAUGACUUGUGUAUGGCCUAUUACAGUGGUUUAUGAGGACAUACCUUGUGUCCUCAUAAUUAAAAUCACUUCAAAGUUU